UUGAAUUAAAAAUGGUCUUUUUUCAUGUCAACGCCAACUGAUGGAUGAAUUAUUGAGAACCAGUGCACGUCUCACCCCCAAGUUAGUUUCAAUGCUUCUGUAUACAGCAACAAGGACUAUAAAGAACAACCUUUGUAAAUUAAAAAAAAAAAAGUGCAGUGGAAAAAGCCUCCAUCGGUCUAUUCACUUCUUGUUAUGACUCCAGGCUUUUCAUCAGUCAAGUGCUGCUUUUAUUUGCCUCCUUGGAUUUGAGUCGUGUCCGUCCUUUAACUUCAGGUCCCCCCGCCUUCGCUCCGCAAAAGCCAGAAGAGAAAAAAAAGCGAGCGGCGCAGACUCCACUUCAGGCUCCAGCAGUAAAGAAAACUGGAGCAGGCGACUUGAGGAUUUGGAGGGUUGCCUAAAUGUGAAGUGACAGGAGAGAGCUGCCUCAUGGUGGGACGCCAGCAAACCGGCGCCAAGUCCGUCUUAAUUAACAGAUUCACGCGUCCCCACUUAUUAACAAACCUGGGUGACGUGUCGAUUUCCAGGAGCUGUUCACCUGUCACAGCAAGAAACUGACACAUAAAAACAAUAACUGACAUUUUUAUUCAUAUCAGUCUCACUACAAUAACGACAUUGGGAGCGCGUUUUUACGCACGCUGCCACAUUAAAACCCCUGCUUGAAACCACGCCCAGCGCUCUCUAGUACACGGGGAAGUUGCUUCUAUGAAAUUUGGCUCGUUAGUGUGGCAUGUGCCGGAGAGGACGGACUGCGUAAACAGCAUCUCCCUGCCUGUCGCUGUCCUCACACUCCUCGGUGCCGCUGCGCUCUCCGUGGAGGGUCUCUCUUCAUCGAGGACCAUCCUCGCCAGCAGACUUGCGGGAAUCUGCACGCUCUCUUUUCAGAUCUCCUUGCCAUGCUUCAAAACUCUUCAAGAAAGUUGCGGUUUGGAUGGGGACGCCCGUGCGCCACGACUUCUUAAUAUCGACCCGUCGGAUCGGAUGUCCCGAUGAGAGAUCCAGUUGACACAGCGGCUGCCAUGGCUUACCAACCUUUCCAAGCUCACCGACCGGCCGCCUUGCCCCUGUCAGCCUUCUUCGCCGCCGCUCAGCCGCCGUUCUUCCCCGGGCUGACUCUGCCGGACCUCUCCUCCCUGUCCGAGCCUCUGUCAGGGCGCAGCGACGCGGGGCUGCACGCAGCUCUCGGGCGCCCGCAGCAUCACCCGCCGCGGUCCUCGAAGAGCCUGCAGCCGGAGGAAGGGCCGGCGGAUGAGCCGAAAGUCACGCUGGACUCGCAGAAUUUGUGGAGUGAAUUUCACAAAAGGGGAACUGAGAUGGUUAUUACGAAAUCAGGAAGGAGGAUGUUCCCACCUUUCAAAGUGCGGGUGGACAGCCUGGAUGAGACAGCCAAGUACAUCCUGCUGAUGGACAUCGUCGCUGUCGACGAGUGCCGCUACAAGUUCCACAACUCCCGCUGGAUGGUGGCGGGGAAGGCCGACCCAGAGAUGCCCAAGCGCAUGUACAUCCACCCGGACAGCCCGUCCAAGGGGGAGCAGUGGAUGAGCAAGCCGGUGGCCUUCCACAAGCUCAAACUCACCAACAAUAUUUCGGACAAGCACGGAUAUACAAUUUUGAAUUCAAUGCACAAGUACCAGCCCAGGUUUCACAUUGUGCGAGCCAAUGACAUAAUGAAGCUUCCGUACAGCACCUUCAGGACUUAUGUCUUUCCGGAGACGGAGUUCAUCGCUGUCACUGCGUAUCAGAAUGAAAAGAUUACCCAGCUGAAGAUCGACAACAACCCCUUUGCCAAAGGAUUCAGAGACACGGGAAAUGGGAGACGAGAGAAGAGGAAUAAGCAGUUAACCUUUUCUUCACCGCACGAGGGCCAGAGCAGAGCGGACCGGGACUGUGGCGACUCGGACGACUCGUGCGAGCAACCCAGCACCAGCGAUCCCUUUUAUUCCCCUCGGGAGCUGGUGAGCAGCCCUCUGAUGUCCACGCCAGCCGGUCACGAUGAGAACAAUAUUGGAAGUGAUUCAGACAUUGAUCUGCAAGACGAGGACGCCACUGAAGCCAGGACUGAACUUGCAUCUACUUUGAGUCAGAGGAGCGAGGAGACGCCGUGGAGCAAGUCUGCUCUCAGCAAGAGCAACGACAAUCAGGACGCGACGAAAGAAAGGACGACUUUCAGAACGGCUGACGACACGUGCUCUGUGGAGGUCGAUCCUUCAAGGAAGCGCUCGAGCGAAAUGAAAGAUGGGGUCCUGCCUCGGAUGUUGCAGGGCUCCUCAUCCCUCGGCGCUGCUCAUCUUCAGACUUUGGAUUUCUCGAGUGCGGCCAGCCAGCAGUUUCUUAAGCUCGGGGCUCCGUUGUUGCUUCAUCCUGGACAAUUGGCGGCCAAGCCAGAGGCUUUUUCCAGCGCGGGUGUGGGACAUCUGUUUUCUUCUUUGCCUGGAGUAAAUAACCAAGAAAACGGAGGCCUUUCGUCUCAGAGUAUCCACCCUCCAUCUCCCUUCAUAUUUCACCUGUCACAGCACAUGCUGGCAUCUCAGGGAAUCUCACUGUCGCCCUUUGGAGGAUCGUUCUCCUAUCCGUACCGCUACGUGGCAGCACCGGCCGCUCUCCCGACCUGUUCGGUAACAUCCACGCUGUCCAGGAACAACUGUUUCCGAAGCCCUCGGCCUUGGUUGCGAUACAACCCUUACCUGAUCCCCAAUUCUGUCACUACGAGCCAUAACCUGCUUACAGCCAGGUCGCUUGGCAGUUCAAACUCUGAGCUGUCUAAAUCGGGGAGCAGGGAGUCAAGUCCAGUGUCUGACAAUCACAGUCACCAAACCAAGGCCAAGCAGACGAUUGCACCGCCCAAAAACACUGUUAAGAGCUCCUCACAUGAACUGCAAAACAUACAUGACCUGGUGAGAGGACUUGAUGAACCAUUUUCUCCACAGUAGACUCUCAUAUAUUUAUAUAUAUAUUUUUUUUUUUUCACAUGAGGGACACCGAUCGAUGAACACACGAGUUAAUGAUGUUGCAUGUAAUCUUCACCUAAAAAUAAAACGUCAGAAACA
This is a messenger RNA of Acanthopagrus latus (yellowfin seabream), 3047 nucleotides long. Its product is annotated as T-box transcription factor TBX2b-like. The record is from RefSeq and is a predicted model, not a curated record. Gene Ontology annotation, molecular function: RNA polymerase II cis-regulatory region sequence-specific DNA binding; DNA-binding transcription factor activity, RNA polymerase II-specific. Bases 990 to 2930 code for a protein of 646 amino acids. The transcript has 7 exons. Gene Ontology annotation, cellular component: nucleus. Gene Ontology annotation, biological process: positive regulation of DNA-templated transcription; regulation of transcription by RNA polymerase II; cell fate specification. NCBI's taxonomy places the organism in Eukaryota, Metazoa, Chordata, Actinopteri, Spariformes, Sparidae.